Molecule: messenger RNA, 473 nt
Organism: Ambispora leptoticha
Lineage: Eukaryota; Fungi; Glomeromycota; Glomeromycetes; Archaeosporales; Ambisporaceae
Source: the annotation of a GenBank genome assembly
AAGAAGGUGGUGAUCCUUUAGAUGGACAAAAAUUUGAUUUGAUUGUGUGCGCUUCUGCAUAUCACCAUCUGGGAGACAUAAAAUCCGCAACCAAGACACUCACCACAUAUCUAAAGCCUGGAAGCGGUCACUUGAUUGUUCUUGAUUUACAAUUGAACCCUGGACAUUCUCACAGAUUUCAUAAUUCUGAACACUCUCACCAUGAUUCUGAACACUCUCAUCAUAAUCCUGAACAUUCUCACCAUAACCCUGAACACGCUCACAAAAGCCAUAUUCCUGCAUCAGGGGCUGUAAAUUAUCCUGGCGGAUUUAGUCAUGAUCAAAUACGUGAAGCAUUUGAAGGUAAUGGCGGACUGUUGGAGAAUGUCAUUGUGAGAACUGCAUUCUCAUUUAAAAAGAUGACGAAUGAAGGUGUCGAACUUGAGUUUGAGUAUUUGUUGGCUAAAGGAAGAAGACCGAAAUUGGUGGAAUAG